This is a messenger RNA of Pipistrellus nathusii (Nathusius's pipistrelle), 480 nucleotides long. NCBI's taxonomy places the organism in Eukaryota, Metazoa, Chordata, Mammalia, Chiroptera, Vespertilionidae. The record is from the annotation of a GenBank genome assembly.
AUGGACCCAAACCCUCGGACAUCUCUGGAGCGCCAGCAGCUCCGUUUGCGGGAGCGGCAGAAAUUCUUUGAGGACAUUUUACAGCCAGAGACAGAGUUUGUCUUCCCUCUGUCCCACCUACAUCUCGAGGCACAGAGACCCCCCAUCGGUAGCAUUUCCUCCAUGGAAGUGAAUGUGGACACACUGGAGCAAGUGGAACUCAUUGACCUUGGGGACCAGGACGGAGCAGACGUGUUCUUGCCUUGUGAAGAUCCUCCAUCAACCCCCCAGACAUCGGGGGCGGACAACCAUCCGGAGGAGCUGCGCCUGCCGAUGCACACGCCAGACAGAACCACAUCCCGCACUUCCUCCUCCUCUUCCGACUCCUCCACCAACCUGCACAGCCCAAAUCCCAGUGUGGGCGGAGCAGACACACCCUUGGCACAGUCUGAUGCAGAGGAUGGGGAUGAGGGAGGGGCAGAGCCUGGAGCCUCCAGCUAG